Molecule: messenger RNA, 891 nt
Organism: Rotaria sordida
Lineage: Eukaryota; Metazoa; Rotifera; Eurotatoria; Philodinida; Philodinidae
Source: the annotation of a GenBank genome assembly
AUGUUAUUUAUAAAUACAAUUGAUUUAAUACAUAAUGCAAGUUUUUCUUGUACAGUUCAAACAACAUUAAAAUGUAAACAAACAUCAUAUUGGAAAUUAAUUGUAUUUGAAUAUACACAACAAAUUUCUAAUAAUUUACAAACAAAUCCAUUAAAUUUUGUUGGUACAUAUGGUAUUGUAUUACCAGGUUCAACACCAUGGCAUGUUACAAUAUCUUAUCGUGAUAUAUCAAUGAAUUUUUUUUAUGAUGCAUUUUGUUCUGGUUUAUUUAUUGAUGAAAAUACAAUUUUAAGUAUUUCACAAUGUUUUGAUAAAUCAUCAUCAUUACAAACAUAUCUUAAACAACAAAAUUUAAUAUUUGAUCUAACAAAACUUAUUAUUUAUGUUUCUAAAUAUGAUCGUUUAAGUAUAAGUUUAUUUGAACGACAAUCAACUGUUAAACAAUUAUUAUAUUCAAAUAAUGAUUUUAUUAUUUUAAAAGUACAUUUACUUUUUAUGAGUAUAGAAUCUCGUCCAUUACCAUUACCAACAAUGAAUGAUAUGGCAAUAUUAAUUAAUAAUGUUUCUUUAUAUGCAACUGGUUGGGGUCCAUUAUCAACAAAUGCUGAUAAACCCAUGCGUCUUAAAUAUAUACAACAACGAUUAACUGAUUGUAAUAUAUCAUCAUCACCGAUAACAUUAUGUACAACAGCUAUGGCUAUAAAACAACCAAAUUUAUGUCCAGGUGAUACUGGUGGAAUACUUUUUGCACAAACAAACCAACGUAUAUUUGCUGUUGGUCUUAUAUCACGAUUUUCAAAAGCAUUUUGUGAUAUGCGUUCAACACAAAUAACAACUAUUCUUCGUCUUGAUACUAUAACGACUUGGUUAAAACAAAAUUCACUUGUAUAA